CAUUGGCGCCAAUUCUUCACUGUGACAACAAAUUGUUAAAAUACGGUUGUGAAAUUCCCAGUGAACUUGAUUUGAUUUUAAAACAAAUUUAUUAAGCGUAAAAAAAUGAUGAAUAACAAACGAAAACCAGGUACAUAUCCGCCAAAACCGGGUGGUUCAAAUAAUUCCCCAAAGCCAGGUGCUACGAAUAAUUAUCAGAAACGAUUUCGACAAGAUGAUGAUGAUGAUGAAGAUAUGGGUGGUUUUGAAAUGGAAUUGGCCAACAUGGAUAUGGGUGACGAACCAAAAUUGCUUGGCGAAGGACCCGAAAAUCAACAGACAAAUAUCAAAUGGGCACGCCCCGAUCCACCCGAACUUAAUCCAAAAACCGAUUGUAUAACAUUUCAACAAAUUGAUAUCGAGAAUUACAUUGGAAGAGCAAUGGCUGGAAUGCCGGGCGCACAAACUGGUCCAGCUCCUGUGAUUCGUAUGUUUGGUGUGACAAUGGAUGGAAAUUCAGUGUGUUGUCAUGUGCAUGGUUUUACGCCGUAUUUUUAUAUCGGUGCUCCAUCCGGAUUUGAUCACACACACUGUCAACCAUUCAAAGAGGCUCUCGAAAAAGCUGUAAUCAAUGAUAUGCGAUCGAACAGGGAGCAAGUACAAGAAGCGGUUUUAGAAGUGUCAAUUGUUCAAGGCAAAUCAUUGUACGGCUACCAUGGUGAAGAGGACUUUGAUUUUAUCAAAAUUACAUUGGCAUUGCCACGUCUUAUAGCCGCUGCAAAGCGAUUGCUUGAAAAGACAAUCGUUUAUACGGAAUUUGAUUUCCAAGACUGCCGUUCGUACGAAAGUAAUAUCGAUUUUGAUAUUCGUUUCAUGGUCGAUACGGGUGUUGUCGGUUGCAGUUGGAUUGAACUACCACCAAACACGUAUCGACAGAGAUCCAGAUUCAGUGUACCGACGAUUGAAUCUCGAUGUCAAAUCGAAGUUGAUGUUGCAUUCGACAAGUUCAUCGCGCACGAACCAGAAGGUGAAUGGGCCAAGGUGGCACCAUUUCGAAUUCUCAGCUUUGAUAUCGAAUGUGCUGGUCGCAAAGGUAUUUUUCCAGAACCACAACAUGAUCCGGUCAUUCAAAUCGCAAAUAUGGUCAUUCGACAAGGCGAACAUGAACCGUUUCUACGUAAUGUCUUCACAUUGAACACAUGCGCACCGAUCGUUGGAUCUCAAGUCAUUACUAAUGCAAAAGAAACGGAAUUAUUGGAAAAAUGGUCGAAUUUUAUUCGUGAAGUCGAUCCAGACAUUCUCACUGGAUACAAUAUCAACAAUUUCGAUAUUCCGUAUCUUCUAAAUCGAGCCCAACAUUUAAAAGUGAAAAAUUUCGAGUACCUUGGCCGUAUCAAAAACAUUCGAUCGGUGAUAAAGGAAACGGUGAUUCAAUCAAAGCAAAUGGGUCGUCGUGAAAACAAAUUUGUCAAUUUUGAAGGUCGUGUGCCAUUUGAUUUAUUAUUUGUAUUGUUGCGAGACUAUAAAUUGCGUUCAUACACAUUGAAUGCGGUGAGUUAUCAUUUUUUGCAAGAGCAGAAAGAAGACGUUCACCAUAGUAUUAUCACUGAUUUGCAAAAUGAAAGUGACCAAACACGUCGACGAUUGGCCAUUUAUUGCAUCAAAGAUGCUUAUCUGCCAUUGCGUCUGUUGAAUAAAUUGAUGUGCAUCGUUAACUAUAUGGAAAUGGCACGUGUGACCGGUGUUUCGUUGGCAAGUCUUCUGACACGCGGUCAACAAAUCAAAGUUGUCAGUCAAUUGUUGCGGAAGGCAAAAACUGCCGGUUAUUAUAUGCCAACACAUACAGGACAAGCUGGUGAAGAUCAAUAUGAAGGUGCUACGGUUAUUGAGCCAAAACGUGGCUACUAUUCGGAUCCAAUUACAACGCUUGAUUUUGCAUCGCUGUAUCCAAGUAUUAUGAUGGCACAUAAUCUGUGCUACACUACACUCCUGUUGCCUAAUUCGAAGGAGAAACAACGAUUAAAUCCGGAUACCAUAACGACGACACCAUCGAAUAAUCAGUUUGUUAAAUCAACCGUACGUAAGGGAUUGUUGCCGGAAAUUUUGGAAUCACUUUUGGCUGCACGAAAACGUGCAAAAACCGAACUCAAAAGUGAAACUGAUCCAUUCAAACGUAGCGUAUUGGAUGGUCGACAAUUGGCAUUGAAGAUCAGUGCAAAUUCCGUAUAUGGUUUCACUGGUGCACAAGUCGGUAAAUUGCCGUGUCUUGAAAUUUCGGGUAGUGUUACCGCCUACGGUCGAACCAUGAUUGAAUUGACCAAAAAUGAGGUCGAAUCACAUUAUACCAUGGCAAAUGGUUACGAUAAUGAUGCCGUUGUUAUUUAUGGUGAUACCGAUUCGGUGAUGAUAAAUUUUGGUGUCAAAACUCUAGAACGAAGCAUGGAAUUGGGUCGUGAAGCGGCCGAAUAUGUGAGCGCAAAGUUUGUACAGCCAAUCAAACUUGAAUUCGAAAAAGUAUACUUUCCGUAUUUAUUGAUCAACAAAAAACGUUAUGCUGGCUUAUACUUUACACGUCCGGAUACAUAUGAUAAAAUGGAUUGCAAAGGUAUUGAAACAGUGCGUCGUGAUAAUUCGCCAUUGGUUGCGAAUCUCAUCAAUAGUUGUUUGCAAAAGUUGUUGAUCGAUCGAGAUCCAGAUGGUGCCAUCAAUUUUGCAAAGCAAGUCAUUUCGGAUUUGUUGUGCAACCGUAUCGAUAUAUCGCAAUUGGUUAUUACAAAAGAAUUGACGAAAAAUGAAUAUGCAGCAAAGCAGGCGCACGUUGAGCUUGCGGCCAAGAUGAAAAAACGUGAUCCGGGCAAUGCACCAAAGCUUGGCGAUCGUGUACCGUAUGUAUUGUGUUCGGCAGCCAAAGGUACACCGGCCUAUCAAAAGGCAGAAGAUCCAAUUUAUGUACUUGAAAAUUGCAUUCCAAUCGAUUACACAUAUUAUUUGGAAAAUCAACUAUCAAAACCAUUGUUGCGGAUAUUUGAGCCGAUAUUGGGCGAAAAGGCUGAAUCGAUUUUAUUGCGUGGUGAACAUACGCGAACCCGAUCGGUUGUUACAUCAAAAGUUAGUGCACUUGGUGCAUUUACAAUGAAGAAAGAAACGUGCAUCGGUUGCAAAACCGUUUUGCAAAGUGGUUAUGAGCAAAGAGCGGUUUGUCAACAUUGUGAGGACAAGGAAGCAUCAUUGUAUCAACAGGAAUUGGCAUCGGAACGUUUAUUGGAGGAAAAAUUCUCUCGCCUGUGGACAGAGUGUCAACGAUGUCAAGGUUCAUUGCAUGAAGAAGUGUUGUGCACCAGUCGUGACUGCCCCAUUUUCUACAUGCGGAAAAAGGUUCAAAUGGAAUUGGAUACACAAGAAAAACGAGUUAAACGCUUUGGCAUACCUGCAUGGUAAUCGUUCUACUCUAACUCUUAACAUCGUUUGACCGUAUCUUUUUUUUCGAUGUGACACAAAAUUAUGAUGAUUAGAAUCUUUUUUAUCUCGUUUUCUCGUUGUUUAAUAUCAUUCGAAAUUGAACCAUAUCAAUAAAAUGAUCUGUUUAUCCAUUU
This is a messenger RNA of Contarinia nasturtii (swede midge), 3572 nucleotides long. It is a transcript of the gene PolD1, whose product is annotated as DNA polymerase delta catalytic subunit. The record is from RefSeq and is a predicted model, not a curated record. Gene Ontology annotation, biological process: nucleotide-excision repair, DNA gap filling; DNA-templated DNA replication; DNA replication proofreading. Bases 106 to 3417 code for a protein of 1103 amino acids. Gene Ontology annotation, cellular component: delta DNA polymerase complex. NCBI's taxonomy places the organism in Eukaryota, Metazoa, Arthropoda, Insecta, Diptera, Cecidomyiidae. Gene Ontology annotation, molecular function: nucleotide binding; DNA binding; DNA-directed DNA polymerase activity. The transcript is spliced from 6 exons.